Molecule: messenger RNA, 1898 nt
Organism: Papilio machaon (common yellow swallowtail)
Lineage: Eukaryota; Metazoa; Arthropoda; Insecta; Lepidoptera; Papilionidae
Exons: 10
Coding region: 48-1868 (606 amino acids)
Source: RefSeq, a predicted model, not a curated record
UGAAACAUUCUCUCCGAUGAUAUUGAAACUUUGAAAAUCGCUGGAAUAUGAAUUACUUUUUGAUUUUCAUUGUAGUUUUUGAAAUAAUUUUGGGGAAAUAUCUAAUAGCUUCUGAUUUUGGAUCUGAUAUUUUGAAUUAUUAUAAAAGUGAAACAGUAAGCAAUUUUCAUAAGCAAUGGGAGCAGCACAGAAAGCCAUACGAGAAUGCUUUAAAAUUAGCAUUGAGAGAGAGUUUUGGUAAAAGAACAAUGAAUACUAUUGAAAGAAAAAUGGAAAAUGAGUAUAAAUUAUCAACUGGAUUUUAUGUUUUCGAUAACAUAGUACACGUGUUUUUCCAAGAAAUGCAUCUUACCGAGUUACCACACUUGAAAGAGCCGGAAAUAAGUUUUCCACUAGCGUACAAUGCUCUUUCAGUCGAAGUGGAGCUAGGCAAGAUGAUAAUCGAGACGGAUUAUAAAAUGAUGAGAAAUACUUCGGAUGUAUUAUCUACUGGUGAACAGGAUCCAUACAAAAAUUCACCAUUUGUCCUCCAGCAAGUUCAGGAUGAAGGACAUUUGGCAAUCAUAGCCGAAGAUUGCUUUGUCAGUGGCUUCACGAUAGCCAAAUUGAUUGGAUUUACUGUUACAUUAGGUCAUGAUACGUUUGGUCUAAGAAAUUGCAAAUUUAGUAUUGAGAUUUCUGGAGAAGGCUCCAAUUCACCGCCAGUAAUAGCUCCUUAUUUUUCAAAAGCACAAGCAAGUAUAUUAGAAAACAUUUUAAGCAAACCGAUACGAAAGGAACUUAUUGCAAAGUUACGGUCAGCGGCGUUUAGUUAUGUCAACACAUCUAUUUUCGGAGAUGAAUUGCCUAAAUAUCGGGAACAAGGCAAUACGAGUGACGAAUCUGUUUUUCUUGAGGACAUUGUUAUCGAUGGUUUUGAUACGGCAUAUUCUCCACAAAUUGGUGGUCCUUAUAAACUGAGAACAGUUGGCAUCGCUGAUACUCUACGAUAUAAUACACUAAAGAUUCAUGGAAAAAUAAUAUUUGAACGCGAUGAUUUAAAAAAUGAACACGGAUUUUACAUGGAGCUACAAGACGUUACGUUAAACGUGAACAUGGAUUUAGAGGACAGUUCGCAGAGCACAUUUAACAUGGAUAGAUACUUUUAUUGGAGGAACACGGACUUCUCUAUCAUGAAUCUAGAAGAAACAAGGGAUAGAAUUGUAGCUGAAUCAAUUAUAACUGGUUACUUAAUACAUAAAGUCUCAAAUUAUUUAACCAAUAAAAUACCGAAAUCAUCGUUUGGCGAAAAGGGGAAAUUGGUGGAAGACAAUGACGGACAAGAGCAUGAACAAGAUCAUGGCCCAGAAUAUGAUGGACAAGAUGAAGUUAAAAGUAUAGAAGCCAGUGACUUAAGUGCAGCAGAAGAAAAUGUUAAUAUCAAUGUUUCUAUAAAUGAAUCAGAAGGCAAAGUGGAGGACGAAGUGACGCAGAAAGAUCAAAAUAUUGAAGAAAUGCCUGAUAGUGAUAGUGAAAAGAAUAAAAUGAAAAAAGACAUUUCACUGGAAGUACAGAUUGCUGAAGAAGCAAGAAGAAAUAUCAAAAUCAGACCGAAACUUAGAAAAAAGAAAGGUUUUCUAUCACGUUUUACUGAAAAUGGCAAUAGGAAAACCAAAAAACAUAAAGAAAAACACAAGAAAGAGAACAAAAAACAUUUCCAAGAAAAUAUCAAAUAUGGUGAAGUAAAGAAACACAACCAUGGUAAACAUCACACUGAGAAAAGAGGGAAGAAAUAUAAGAAAAAGGAUAAAAAAUCAUUAAACACAAAACGACAAAAUAUACACAAAAAUUCUGGAUUACCUAUAUCGUACGACAAUGAAGUACGGUAAUGUUUAUUUUGGUUGGCUACAUUUGAGGUC